This is a messenger RNA of Cucurbita pepo subsp. pepo (vegetable marrow), 1429 nucleotides long. RefSeq names its product polyubiquitin. Lineage: Eukaryota; Viridiplantae; Streptophyta; Magnoliopsida; Cucurbitales; Cucurbitaceae. Gene Ontology annotation, molecular function: protein binding. The record is from RefSeq and is a predicted model, not a curated record.
CCUAUAAAUUCAGCUCUCCACCCCUAGGAUUCAUUGUAAUUGAAUUUCUCUUCUCUCAACUUCUCUUCUUCGAUCGUUCAAUCCUCGCCGAAUUCUUCUUAAGAUGCAAAUCUUCGUCAAGACCCUCACUGGAAAGACCAUCACCCUUGAGGUGGAGUCUUCCGACACUAUCGACAACGUCAAGGCCAAGAUCCAGGACAAGGAAGGAAUCCCCCCGGAUCAGCAACGUUUGAUUUUUGCCGGCAAGCAACUUGAAGACGGUCGAACCCUUGCCGAUUACAACAUCCAGAAGGAAUCAACUCUCCACCUCGUGCUCCGUCUCCGUGGUGGCAUGCAAAUCUUCGUCAAGACCCUCACAGGAAAGACUAUCACCCUCGAGGUGGAGUCUUCCGACACCAUCGACAACGUCAAGGCCAAGAUCCAGGACAAGGAAGGUAUCCCUCCAGACCAGCAGAGGUUGAUCUUUGCCGGAAAGCAGUUGGAAGAUGGCCGAACCCUUGCCGACUACAACAUUCAGAAGGAAUCCACCCUCCACCUCGUGCUCCGUCUCCGUGGUGGCAUGCAAAUCUUCGUGAAGACCCUUACAGGAAAGACCAUCACCCUUGAGGUUGAGUCUUCCGACACCAUCGAUAACGUCAAGGCCAAGAUCCAGGACAAGGAAGGCAUCCCUCCAGACCAGCAGAGGUUGAUCUUCGCCGGGAAGCAGUUGGAAGAUGGCCGAACCCUUGCUGACUACAACAUCCAGAAGGAAUCCACCCUCCAUCUUGUCUUACGUCUGCGUGGUGGCAUGCAAAUUUUUGUUAAAACUCUUACCGGAAAGACCAUCACUUUGGAGGUAGAGUCUUCAGACACAAUUGACAACGUGAAGGCCAAGAUUCAGGACAAGGAAGGUAUCCCCCCAGACCAGCAAAGGCUCAUCUUCGCUGGAAAACAAUUGGAGGAUGGCCGAACUCUUGCAGACUACAACAUCCAGAAGGAAUCCACUCUCCAUCUUGUCCUGCGUCUCCGUGGUGGUAUGCAGAUCUUCGUUAAGACUUUGACUGGGAAAACCAUCACCCUCGAGGUUGAGAGCUCCGACACCAUUGACAACGUUAAGGCCAAGAUUCAGGAUAAGGAAGGCAUCCCCCCGGACCAGCAGAGGUUGAUCUUCGCUGGAAAGCAGCUGGAGGAUGGAAGGACUCUGGCUGAUUACAACAUCCAGAAGGAGUCCACCCUUCAUCUUGUCCUCCGUCUCCGUGGAGGAUUCUAAGUUCUGAAAAUGGGUAUGUGUGAUGGCGGCGGCCUUGUUCCGGCCGACCAUGUGAUUGAAUGUGGGUACUUCUUAUGUGUCUUUAUUUUUCGAGUAUGUUGGUUAAGUGUCCUCCCCAGAUUCACAAUUUGGGGAGAGUAUUACAGAUAAAUAAAUUGGAAUCAUUUCUCCUUCCAAAAA